AUGGCAAAUAAUCCAAGAAAACUUAUUCGAUAUUUAAGUGAACAAUAUCAGAACUAUGGUUACAUUGAUGAGCAAAGUAAUGAGAUGAAACAAUCGAUUAAAUCAACGUUCAAGAUUCCAAUGAAAAAUUUUCUUCGUCAAAUCUCAGGAGAAGUUAAAGAAAAAAUUGAUCGAUUAGAACAAGGAACACAGAUAAUUAAUAAAGUUUUACAACAACUGAUAUUUACUUCUUUAAUAUCUACUGAUAAAGAUCAAGAAACAAAUCAACAUACAAUUAUUGAAACUGGUAUGACACAUCGUGAAACGAAAAGUGGUAGUCAACGAUUACGAUGGAAUCUAUUAUUCAAUCUUCUAUUAUGGGUUGUUAUUCCACUUCCAUUCUGGAUUCCAUUUAUUUCAAAUCAAGUUGCUUUAUAUCUUUUACCAUCAAUGCAUGAACCGAUUGAAUUAAUUGUUACAAGUGUACAAUCAGUAGCUACUCAAACUGAAGUACAUCGAAUAACUUUGGUCGUCUCUUUUGAAGAAAAAACAUCAGAUAAAGAAGAGAAAUGUAAAUAUUUACAAAAUAGAUUUGAACAUGCUGGUUUUGAACAAAUUAUAUUUACUAUUCAUCCACGUGGUUUACCAAAUGAAAUUCCUGGUAAAUGUUCGAAUUCAAAUUAUGGCCUUCGAAUGGCUGUUAAUCAAAUGAAUAUUAUUAAUGAUGAUGAUAUGAAAAAUAUUUUAGUAACAACAUGUGAUGCUGAUUCAAAAUUUCCAUUAAAUUAUAUUGCUGCAUUAACUUGGAAAUAUUUAGAAGAAAAACAACCAGCAUUAACAACAAUUUAUCAAUCACCAUUAUUUUACAAUUGGAAAUUAGAUAGUCUCUCAUUUAUAACACGUGUUACAGGACUUUUAAGAAGUUUAUUAAUGUUAGGUGCUUUAAUUCCAUUCAAUAUUAAUACGAUGAGUAUUUUUUCAUUUUCGUUGAGUCUAGCAAAGAAAGGUAAUUUUAUUCAUCCGGGUUAUCAAAUGGACGAUAUUAUUUGUCUAAUUCGAUGGAUGGGUGUUACUCAACAACAUCUUCGAAUUUCAAUGAUACCCGUGCCAGUCGUAAGUGGACCAACGUCCGGUGAAACAAUCGAAAUUGAAAUUAUGGAAUGGGCAAGACAAGCACGUCGUUGGACUAUUGGAGCAGCAGAAGUCUUUCAUUAUUUUAUUAUUAAAGCAAAACAUAUACCAAAAAUAGCAGCAUUUUCAUGGGGUUUUGUUUUUAUUAUUUAUUAUGGAGUUCUUCUGUGUAGUGCUGGUUUAUUCAAUUUUGCAUCAACAAUAUCAAUGUUAUUACUAGUUAAAAAUGUUCCACCAAUAAUUACUUACAUUAUGUAUGGUCUAUUUGGUCUACAAAUGUUAACAUUUCUAAUUGCAUUUCUAAUUGAUGCAAUUAUAGUUCGAUUAAUCAAUGUUCAUGAAUUUAUUUUUAUUCUUCGAAAUAUCUUUCAUUUCAUAUCAACACCAUUUGUUCUUGUAGCCUAUUCAUUAGUUGAACUUUAUGCAUUACAUGAAGUAGUAAUAUUCGGCAAGAAAGUUUGCAAACAUGGAGCAUCAGCAAAGAAUGUCUUAAACUAA
This is a messenger RNA of Adineta steineri, 1608 nucleotides long. NCBI's taxonomy places the organism in Eukaryota, Metazoa, Rotifera, Eurotatoria, Adinetida, Adinetidae. The record is from the annotation of a GenBank genome assembly.